Molecule: messenger RNA, 684 nt
Organism: Acaulospora colombiana
Lineage: Eukaryota; Fungi; Glomeromycota; Glomeromycetes; Diversisporales; Acaulosporaceae
Source: the annotation of a GenBank genome assembly
AUGUCAUCGCCACCCACUCGCGGUCAUCCAAAGAAUCCUAAUGCUGCCGUACAAGAUUUCAGUUGUAUCGCUGCUCCACUAAAUGGUGGCGCUGGUUGUGCCCCCAAGGCUUUCCCAUGUGGUGGCUAUCCACCUGAUAAACAAAUUGUGACCACAUUAACUGCUGGAGAAAUUAUAUCUGUAGAAUUUUUCAAUCAAAACAUUCCAGACCCCUCCGUGGCAAAUCCUAAUACCGAUCAAGCUCGUCACAAUGGUGGACUCUGUGAAUUUGCAUUGAGUUAUGAUGGCGGUAAGACGUAUACCGUUAUCGCUACCUACCAUGAAACAUGUCCGGAUGUUUUCUUCAACAAUUGGAAGGUGAAAAUACCUGAGAACGCACCUUCAUGUAAUAGCCCUGGAAAUUGUUUAUUCAGUUGGAGUUGGAUUAAUGCAGUGGGUAACCGGGAGUUCUAUCAGAAUUGUGCUGAUGUGAAGAUUGUAGGCAAUGCAACGAAACCCUUACCACUUAUCGAUAUCACGCGAGCGAAUUUGCCACCCCUUUUCCCAAACAUCAUUACUCCUCCAGGCGAUCCGGCCAAUACAGGAAACGCAAAAGGCUCGGGACCGUUGCCACAAGACAUAGCGAAUAAUUUGGCAUUGGUGAUUGGUUCAGGUACUUCAAAUGAGGCCGACACCUCGACAUUG